GAUGCCACAAACGACAAGUCGUACAAAAAAGUCCAUAUCGCAAAAAGCCCUCGUCUUCAGAGCAGAGUCUCAUUCUUCAGCAUCACUGCAGCAAUAAACAAAGAUUCUCCGAACUGUUAUUAUUGGGAUAUGAAACCCUCCACCUCCUCUUCUUCUUCUUCUUCGCCAUGCGGAUCAAACACGCUCUUAACGAUUCUGUUCCAGUCGAGAUCCGAAGCCUGCAGCAACGAUUCUAUUCUCAGAGACUUGGUCGCCAGAGAAUUCAACGCCUUCCUCUGGAUCUCUCUCAUCGCCGUCACCGCUCUGUUGCUGCGGAAGCUCUUCGACCUGCUUCGCUUAUGGGCCAAAGCCAAGCCCAUCCCUGGGCCUCCUUGCCCCUCUUUCUACGGCCACUCCAACCUCCUUUCCCGCCAAAAUAUUACUGAGGUGUUGGGUGAUUUGCACAAGAAAUAUGGCUCUGUUGUGAAGUUGUGGUUGGGACCGACUCGGCUUUUAGUGUCAAUAAAGGAUCCAAUUCUUAUCAAAGAGAUGCUACUAAAGGCUGCAGAUAAGUUACCUAUGACUGGGAGGGCAUUCCAUUUGGCCUUUGGAAGGUCGAGUCUCUUUGCUUCUUCUUUCGACGAGGUGCAAAAGAGAAGGGAAACAUUAUUAACAGAAUUAAAUGGAAAAGUUCGUGAGAACAAAAAUGUGUUCCCCACCAAGGCUGUGGACUGUGUCUUGGAGAGGAUAAACAAUGUAAUGGGUAAAGAUAGUGUUGACAGUAGAGUAUUUUCUCAACACAUGGCUUUUACCAUGUUAGGAGCCACCCUCUUUGGAGAUGCAUUUUUAGCUUGGUCUAAGGUAGCUGUUUAUGAGGAGCUCCUUAUGAUGAUUGCUAAGGAUGCUGGUUUUUGGGCUUCUUAUUGUGUUACUCCCUUUUGGAAGCCUGGAUUUUGGAAAUAUCAGUCUGUAUGCACAAAGUUGAAAUGCUUAACGCAAGAUAUUGUUCAACAAUGCUGCAACGUAUACUCUUGGGAAACUGGAAACUUAGGAAAGGAGGUUGCAUGUGGCGGACCAUCUUGCUCUGAAGUUAGGAUAGUAGACAAUCUAUUCUUUGAGGAGCUUAAUGGCCAUUUUAAUGUUAGUGAGGAACCAUAUGGGAAUCUUAUGGGCAUAAUGUUUCACGGAUGCCUCAGCACAGCUAGUUUGAUUAAUAACAUUAUGAUGAACCUUGCUACGCAUCCACAAAUACAGGAUAAGAUCUACUCGGAGGUAACUAUGGCACAAAAAGAUGCAAUGAAGGAAGACCAGAUUAGUGCUGAUAAGUUGGUCUUAUUACUGGCAACUAUUUACGAAUCUGCUCGUCUUGUGUCAGCCGGGUCUUUGCUACAGAGAUGUUCUCUCAAACAUGAUUUUUCGCUUAAGAGUGGUCAUACCAUACCAGCUGGAGCAGGAUUGGUUGUGCCUGUAGAGCUGGUAAUGAUGGAUGAUUCCACUUUGGGAGGCGAUGCUAGUGAAUUCAAUCCAUACCGCUUUUUGUCGAAGGCUGGAGAAGGGUCUGAUAUAUUUCUAAGAAAAUCAUUUUCAGGGGCUGCUCAGAAGUUUGUGAAUCUGGGAGAGAGCUCCUUCACUUUGAAUGAUCCAAAUAAAAGUACAGCAUUUCUUCCCUUUGGCUCUGGUAUACGUGCCUGCGUUGGACAGAAAUUUGUGACUGAAGGAGUUGCAAUGUUGUUCGCGUCAUUGCUCAAACAGUAUGAGAUAAAGCUCCAUCCAGAAGCUCAGGAUACCUCAAAACCAAAUAACUUUGGGCUUCAGCUUCUUUCGAGUUCACAUAUAGUUUUUGUACAAAGGAACAGCUGAAAGGAUGAGGACGCAGAAAGCUUCUAAUGUGGAUAAGUGUGUUCUGUUUACUUUACCAUUUGUAUUUGAUAAGAUGACGCCUCCUUUUUAUCUUUUUCCUUCACCUGGGGUUUCAUGAGGGAUGCUCAUUUCUGCUCAAUAGCUUGCCAUUGAGGUCGAGGAUGUUACAUGAGUAAAUUCACAGCUCAUGUUUUUUCCCCUCUGUUUUUACUUUUUAGAAUAGCCCUGGUUUCUGGUUUUAUAAGCACUCCUGGGCUAUUGGUGAAGCGGAGCCGUCUGGUUUUCUUCCCCAUCCUGCAAUGUUAUCUUCUAUGGUGAAUUUUUUCUCUCCCACAGGGGCGUUCAUCUUGUCUUAUAUGUUGAUGUACACAACUGUUAAUGUAUUAAUGUAUAUUAUGUUGCAUUAUCUAGAAAGUAAUGUAAUAACAAAAAACACUGUAUUUUUUUUUUUUUUCCCAAUGUAAUAAAGAAUUACAAA
Messenger RNA from Rosa chinensis, 2317 nucleotides. RefSeq names its product alpha-humulene 10-hydroxylase. The transcript has 7 exons. The coding region runs from base 130 to 1839 and encodes 569 amino acids. Lineage: Eukaryota; Viridiplantae; Streptophyta; Magnoliopsida; Rosales; Rosaceae. Gene Ontology annotation, molecular function: monooxygenase activity; iron ion binding; oxidoreductase activity, acting on paired donors, with incorporation or reduction of molecular oxygen. The record is from RefSeq and is a predicted model, not a curated record.